Molecule: messenger RNA, 1509 nt
Organism: Aegilops tauschii subsp. strangulata
Lineage: Eukaryota; Viridiplantae; Streptophyta; Magnoliopsida; Poales; Poaceae
Biological process (GO): protein ubiquitination
Molecular function (GO): transferase activity
Source: RefSeq, a predicted model, not a curated record
CGGCUGCAGCUUCAACCACACACCGCGGUCCGCAGUUCACACGCAUUAAAAACGCAACCGGAGUCGCACCCACCACCGCUCACCUGCUCUGCGGCCUCCAGCAGCCCACGCCCUCCCGCCGGCUGCCCAUGCCGCCGCCGCCUGAGGACCAUCCCAUGCCGCGGCCGAAGCCGAAGCCGAAGCCUCCCAAGCCCAGGCCCAGGCCGGAGACGAUGAAGCCGGAGCCGGUGCGCGACCAGACCGACGGCGUCCUCCCGUUCCCUGCCGACCCCAUGGCCUGCGCCGCCCACUGCUCGGAGCCGUGCGCCCACUACGGCCUCUGCCGGCCGCCGCCGCCCUCGCGCACCGCCACCGUGCACCUCCGGCCCUCCUCUCGCCUCCCCACCCCGCUCAUCGCCCUGUCGGCGUCCGUCCUCGCCGUGUCCGUGCUCCUCCUCCUCGUCCUGCUCGUCUGCCACGUCGUGCGCCGGCGCCGGCGCCAGGCCGCCAACGCCGCGCCGCUGCACCACCAGGUCGCCCAAGCGGGGCUUCCGGCCGACAUGGCGGUCCCGGUGCCGGCGGACAGCGACUCCGACGACGGGGUGCACCACGUGUGGUACAUACGCACCGUGGGGCUCGACGAGCGCGCCAUCGCGGCCAUCACCGCGCUAGUGUACGACCCCGACAAGUGCCGCGCCCUGGGGCUCGGCGGCGACGGCUGCGCGGUGUGCCUCGCGGAGUUCCGCGGCGGGGAGACGCUGCGCCUGCUGCCGCGGUGCGCCCACGCGUUCCACCGCGGCUGCAUCGACACCUGGCUCCGCGCCCAUGUCAACUGCCCGCUCUGCCGCGCUCCUGUCAAGGUCGCCGCUGGCGCUCACCAGACCGCCGCCCCCGGUAACGACGCGAGCGAGCCCGCGGCGAACCUAGCCGCGGCCGCUGGUGCAGGCGCCGAGGAGACCGGGGGCGACGGCGUCCUGUCCACGGAGAUGGCUGUGAGGCGCGCCGCGUCCAUGGUGGCGCUCCCGAGGCUGCCGUGGCCGGACGUCUCCCUACGGCCGCUGGCGUCGAACAGUGCGCGCGAGGGGGAGAUGGGCCUAGCGAAGAUCAGUAGAGCGCUGAAAUCGUGCGAAGCGUUGGAGAUGGCCCGCGUCGCGGUAGGCAGGUCGGCGUCGUUUGGCGCCGUGCCGCUACGUUUGCCGUGGCGGUCAGGCCAGCCGGCCGCAGGCAGCAACGCCGAUGAGAUCCAACGUUGAACUGCGAUCGAUGCUGCUGCUGGAGCGAAAGUUUUUGGAGGGAACAGCGUGAGCUUGUGCGUACACCGUGAGAAUGUCAGAAAUUGUAAAUAAGAAUUACUGACGCAAAAGAUGUGCUCCCUUGUAGUAUGUGAUAAUCUAAUAAGCUAUGAACAUCUUAGUAGAUAUGAACAUCAUAAGCGCAUGUUCAUCUUCUGGUUCAUAUACAUGAGCUUACAAAAAUAUGUAUGUUGAUACAAAAAAAAAUGUAUGCUCAUCGAUUUCAAGUUUCUUUUAA